CCGCAUCUUGCUCCUCCGCCGGUUUCUCGAUACUCUCCUCGAGUUUCUGCCCUCUUCUUCACCGUCCUGCUUGCCCCACACUGUCGAAGAUGAUAACCUCUUUCGGUCAGCCGUCGAGUCUCCGUCUCCCGCCUCCUUUUCCAGCUGCGGGAGUGCCGCCUGUCUCUCUCUCGCCUGACGACCGCGAGUCCGCUUCCUCGACUUCCAGCCGUCGGCCUUCGUCCUCUGUUCGCUCGUCUUCUCUUCCGUCUCCCUCGGCGGAGACUGUUUCGCGUCUUCCGUCUGCGUCCUUUUCUCUGUCUCCAUGCCGCACGUUGCUCCUCGUUGUUCAGCCGCUUCGACUUCUUCUCUUCAGCAACCUGCAACACCGCGUUCUCCUCGCUUCCUUCCCCAGGCCUCCCCACACCUUCCAUCUCGGCAGUCACCUCGCCGCCAGCUGGGAGCUUUGCGACCCUCUCUCUCGCCGGCGGGAGAGCGAGGUGAACCGCCUCGCGGCCGCGUCCGGUGCCCGAACGCCUUUCUAUAGAAUCUUCGUCACGUGCUAUCCACAGGCCACCGUCUGCGUCUACACCGUCGGUUUCCCUGGUCAAGUGAAGGCGAGGAAAAGACGCGAAAGCGAGAGAGAAGAAACCUCGAACUCUGACGCCCAUGCUCUCAAUGGAGACGUCUCCCGCGACGAGAGUCGCUCGCGGCCUCAGGAGUCCGACGGAGAGAACAAGCGCGAGAACAAACGCGAGAACGGUGGCGAGAACAGGGGCGAGGAAGAACGGAAGAAAAAGGGAUUCGGGGAGAGAGAAGCGUGCAUGCGUUUGGAGACGAGGUUGAGAAGCCGAGCGUCGAGUCCUUCUCUCUUUCCGCCUUGUCUCUUUGAUGCAGAUGGGUCGUUCACCUCGGGCCAGAGCGAAGACGAGUCCGAAGACGAGGACGACGCCUUCUUGUUCGCGACAGGCUCCGACGGGCGGGGACUACCGGGGCCUGCGCCUUUAGGAACGAAGCGCGGCUUGAGUGGAGGAGGGACGUUUACCCCAGCGACAGUCGCAGCGGCUUUGUCGACUCCGUCGCUUCUCCUGCAACACAGGCCAGCGUCUCUCCGGUCGCUGGAGCUCCAUCUCCACGCCGUCCUCAGUCUCCCUGUCAGAGGCAGUGCCUCUGCGUGCUCGGCUUCUCACCUCGUUGUUGGCUGCUCUCGACAGCCCGCGCUCCUCUUUCUCCCUCUUGAUGCCGUCAAGACUGUAAACGCCGUUCUCUACCUGUCGGACUUCCUCCCUCUCUCGCAAACCAGCUCUUCCACGGACACCCGAGGCCAUGUACGAGACGAUGUAGACAAGCGAGAAGAAACAGAGAGCGAACAAGAAGACGACAAACGGGGAGGGAAUGUGAGAACUGCCGAAGGACGGGGAUCGGAUUGCGAGGCGCGACUCGUGGAGACUGUGGAGCGUUCGGAGAACUCGAAAAGUGACCGAUAUGUCUCCUGUUUCGCUGGCUCUCCGUCGCUGCGCGCAUCUUCACCGUCUGUCUCCUCAGAGGCGUUUGACGCGCGGGCGACUUGCGGACGGUGCCUCUUCUCUCCGAUGGGUCACGAAAGCGUACAAGAAGUUAUUCGCUGGCAAGAGCAGCAUCCCGAGGACGUCGUUCUUCUUCCGGAUUUGCCCGACGAGGCCUUGCAGGACGCUCGCGCUGCCCAACAGGCCCACCGCCACUUGGAGGAAUUUCUGCGGCGCGUCAGUGAGGACUCUCGGCUGUCGCGAGCCGGCAGCGAGCGCUCUGUGGACUCGGAGGCCGUUAAUGGCGGCGAGAGUGACAAGCCAGCAAGGCAUGGCGGAGAAGAAGAGGAGGGGCGAGAAAGAAAUGGGAGGGAAGUCGCAGAGAAAGAGGCGCUCGCGGAACAAUCUCCGUCUCUCGUUCGCACCCUGCGUGCUCUGCUAGGCCAUGAAAGGUCGCAACCACCGGCGAUGUUUUCUCGUUUGAGGACCAGGGAAGACGCCCGAGACGAGACGUACUCUCCCCAGCCACACACCCAGCCAAAGACGUCUCUCUCCUCGUCUGUUUCGUCUCCACUUUCGUCUUCUCUCUCCUCUUCUCUCUCUUCGAUUUCCGCUUCGUUCUUCGAGCCCACACAGGACGAUGGACGCCUUCUGGAGUCGUCCGGACCCGCUGGAGGAGAGGCGAAUGUUGAAGAGGCGCGACGUUUGCAAGGCGUCGUGACGUCUCUGUCGGAGGGCAUUGCUCAGAUUGCUUUGGAUCUGCGCCUGAGUCUUCUGGGAGUUGUCACUACACAGGGUCGCCUUUUUCUUCUCAGCUGGGAUGGACCGCUGCUCUCUGGGCCGAGGCGCGGCCGAUCCCCCGAGAGAGAAAACAGUUCGCCCAUCGGUCUCUUGGUUCGCGAGAGAUACGUCGUUUGUUGCGCCUUCACCUCCGAGAGGAGCCGCCUAGCUGUCGGUCUGUCAACGGGAGAAGUGGAGAUUUACUCACUCGAUUUUUCGCAUGCCUCCACUUGGGGACCGUCUCCUGCCGGUGUCUCCUCACCUCGGCAGUCGCCCCGCGCAGGUCGAGCCCCAGAGGCAGGCCUGGAGGACGGAGACUGCGGGGGCGAUGGAGCCCAACGGUCCCGUCGGGAAGUGGAGUGGAGAUCGGCCCGCGGAGCCACUCGAGGUCCUAGGUAUCCCCUGCGUCUCCUGCGCCGCCUGAGUCUCAGAGACGCGUCGGCUCUAGGUCCUGACGAGCCGGAGGGCGAGAUGUCGCUGACCCACAACGAACAAAGAGAAAGGCAAGAAGGCAGAGAGGCGAGGAGGAGAAAAAGAGGUGAGCGUGAGCUUGGAGAACCGAAAUCACCGCGUGGAUCGACCUCGCCUUCCGCGAGGUCUCCUUCGGCGCCGAUGUCUCCACGCUCUUCUCGUUCUUCUUCACCCUCGCUUUCUUGCUCGCCGUAUGCACACAGACGUCGCCGUUGGCACAAGCAAGACGAGGCGGAAGGACCGCCUGUGGAAACCGUCGUUUGGUCGGACGAUGGUCUCGCACUCGUGGUGAGGUGGGGCUCCCAAGGCAGCGGGGCAAAAGAGACAGGCCUGUCUCCGUCUCGAGUUCCAUCCCCAGUUGCGGUCUUCUCCUACACAGGCCGCCUUCUGUUUUGUCCGUUUCCGCCUCGCGAAGAGCUCUGCAUGCGUGCGGGAGGCGAGGCUCUUCCCCGAGAGACGCAGCCUUCGUCCGCUUCGUCUGAAGGCGACUGCCGGGCUGGGAGGAGACACCUCAACCUGGCAGGGGACGGGAUUUGCUUCUCUCCGCGUCCAGAGAGCCGCGAGAGACUCAGCAUCGAGAGUCUCUCUUCUCGAGACUCAACGGGGACUGUGUCGAGAACUCUGGGAGGCCGAGUCGCCUUGCAGCUGCGCAAACAAAUGCCGCCGAUUCCACCGGCGACGAGACCCCCCACAUGCGCUUGGACCGGGCUGGGGCUGGGCCUGAUGGUCGUCCAGGACGCCCGGAGACACCUGGGAGAAGCGGGGCGAGUGGAGAGGCCGUACAGGCGCAGAGCGAGCUUCGACUCGGCCUUGCUGUCUCCCUCGGUCUCGGGGAAUCGCGGAGACAGUUCAAGCGAGGACGCUGACGAUGCAGCGAGAGCAGGAGACAGGAGACAGAGUCAGCGCUCGACGCUGGAGGCGGGAGAGGCGGGAGAUUUGGUGCAACGCCAGCGUGAUGGUCGACGCCCUUUGAGAAAGAGAAGCGAAAGCGAAGACGGACGCAGAAGGGAAGUGACUGCAGCAGCGCAUGCAGUAUCGAGUAUUUUCGAGUUCCCUGUCUUCCGGAGCGCUUGGCUAGGUGUGGCGACGAACACCGUGGACACUGCAGGCAGUCGCGCAGCCAGCGACACCGGCGACAGAAUCUUGAUUGGUGCUUCGUGUCUCUUGGUGUGGGCGUCGGCGCCGCACGUACCUUCUUCGCUUUCGUGGUCGCGGAUUCCUCUACCGCCGCCAGCGUAUCUGUCUCCGAACUGGCCCAUUCGCCAGGCGUCUUUGUCUCCGAACGGAGACACCUUGCUGGUCUGCGGCCGUCGCGGCUUCGCAGUUUUUUCGCUCUCCCAGAGGAAGUGGCGACUCGUGGGGGACGAGCAGCAGGAGCGGCAACUCCCCACCAGCCUCCUGCCCCUGGGCUGGUACGACUCCUCGAUUUUCUUCAUCUCCAUUCGAACGUUCGACCCCGAUGCUUCGCCUGCAGACUCGGCCCUCGCGGCCCUCGCGCCUCUCCCCGUCAACAGUCUCUCUGCGUCUUCUGGACUCCUGCGGAGCCUGUUUCCGAGCCAACAGGCUCGCGCGGCGCAGGCGCCUCCCCAGGACUCGAACGCGACUUGGCUGAUCGACGAGCGCAGCCUGGCGGAUCUCGACGGCAGGCGCUCCUUCCCCUCGGUCUCCUCCCCUGGGUCAGGAGUCCCUGCAGUUGCGCCGUUGCCUGUCUGGCGAGGCCCUCGAGGAACUGCGCAUGCAGCGGAAGUGACUCUCGAGCGUCGCGUGUCAACCACUCCAAUAGCUGUCUCGCGACAGCUUCCUGGCCUCGCGUUGCAGGAGCGGGAGAGUUGGGAGAGAGUUUUAGAGAGAGUGGAGGCUCUGGAGCUGCAGGAGGAAGCUGCAGCGUACGGCGGCGAGGCGCGUGAGGCGGCGACGGGCGACAGUCACAAGGCGAUGUUUUCCGCUGCCGACAGUGGUGUGGGAGAGAAAAAACAAGAGUCUGAAGAUCGACGGCCUGUCUCCCUCAUGGGAAGACGCGUCCCGAGGACAGGGUAUGCGCUGUUGUUUUUCGACGCCCGAGGUCGCCUGGCUCUGGAGAAUUGCAUCGCAGCUGUUCGGUCGCUUCCUGCGAGGCCUCUGCGCACGGCGGUCUUGUCGGAUCGACAGAAAUUAGGUCUGCAUGUCCGUGGGCCGGGACUGCAUGCAGCAGGUCCGAGGCCGUCGACUGGAGGCGGUGGACGCGAGCAAGAGACAGGGAUCCGAAGACAGUGCUGUCGUUGCAGAAGUUUGAGCCAGCGAGACGGAGCGGCAGCGAGAACAAACGACGCAGGAGAGACAGGCGACACCGAAAAUGCGAGGGGAUCCUGUCACGGAGUGCAUCCAGGGUCGGUUCAUGAGACAAAAAAGAUGAGAGUUCGCACAUGUUUCUUGUGUCGAAACCUCUCAAAUCGCGAUCCAGAUUCGAGUUCGACUGCGCUUUCUGCCUUCCAGCCGUGGACUGGAAAUCCCGUGCUUGCAGUCUACGACGCUCUGCAUUUGAUCACCAGCUAUCAGUUGCAUGCAGUCUCUGGGAGUGGCGCCUCGUCCGUCUCGCCUGACCCUCCGUCGUACUCUUCACUUCACCGAACUGUCUCUCAGCCUCAGGCCUCGUCUGUCUCUCGACCGGCGUCCGUCUCGUCCUGGUUGCCAGCCGCGUCUCUGGCCGACUCCCGUCCAGCAUGCAGUCUCCACUCUCCUCGAGGCGCCCCUUCGCUGCUUGUCGGCUCUGCCUUCUCGGCUUCUCUCCCCGUCUGUGCGUUCGACGUCGUUGCUCUUUGGCAAGUCGAUGUCUCUGCCUGUUGGGUCGACCAUCCGCUCCAAAUUCGCUUCGCCUCGCCUUCUCUCCUCGUUGUGCACCACGCUGCCGGAGACGUCACAGCUCUCCGACUCUUUCCGCGAGACGCCUGCGAGGCGCUGGCGCGCAGAGCGAAGCGAGGUCCUUUCAAGGAAGAAGGCAGGAAUCCCCAACAGGCCUCAAACGAAAACACAGGACCUGCUGCCCAGAGGGCGACCGAGAAGGAGGCACCGGUUGACGGUCGGCGCAACGGCCUGGACGUCGGAGAAUCACGGGCCAUCCAGAAGACAAGCGGACCUGCGACAGACAAAGAAAUCAAUGUUUUUCCUCAACGAAGCUCCUCACCAACAGCCUCGUCUUCGCCGUCUUCUUCGCUGUACCUGAUUCCUCAGUACGUCGCCAUGCAGAGCGAGACCCUCGCAUGCGGAGUCACCUCCCUCUGGAUGGAUUCGCCGGCGCAGCUCACUGUGUUUACACCGCUGCAUGCACCACCUGGUUUCUGUCUCCCUGGGCUACGCACGCUCAUCAGAGAAGCCACAAACGAAGGCGAGAUGCGGACGCGACGAGAUGGAGAAAAAGACCGGCGGUGUCUCUGUGUCUCUUGUUCGUGGCGGUUGAGGGACAGGAGGGAUUGGGGGUGCAUCGCGAGAACAGAUCCGAGUGAGGAUGGACGGCGAGUCCGAGACCGAUCUGCAAAGAGCGAAGUGGAAGCAGUUUCUCGACUCGAGGCUGCGCCUGUAAAAGACGCAGACAGAGAAGAACAAACGGCAACUCUUUCUGUCCCGACGAACAAAGACGAAAAAACGCAGAACGCUCAUGCGGCAGCCGUCCUGGUCGAUGCAUGCAGAGACGCGGUGGGGUUCUCUUUUCGCGGUUCCCGAGAAACAGGAAAAGCACCGUCAAAUGGACAUCGCCCUCCUGUCUCAGGAGACGACGCUGAGGAUGCUCGCGUGGUACAGAGUUCCCUGGCUGCUUCUCUCCCUCGUUCUUCCUUGUCGCCUCUCCCCCGCACAGCGUCUGUUCCCCAGUUUCCUUCCUCGAUUCUGCCUCAGCCUCUGAAUCGAUUCACCUGUACGUACACUCCCCAGCAUCUGCCGCAGUUCACCCACACGCGCCCGCACAACCAUCUUCCGAGUUCCUUUCCGUCUCUGGCCACUGCGAAGGAGAAAAAGAAGAAGGAAAAGGGAAACAGGAGGAAGGAAGGUGAGAGCGAGGCCUGUGUUCCGAGCGACAGACGAGGCAGGUUUUUUGAGGAACGCGGCGACGAUCCGAAGACGGUGGAAGACGAAGAAAGUCAAACUGUGUCUCCUGGCGAACAGGCGGACAGUCGCCGGAACUCUCUGGCUUCAGCUGAGACGCCCAGGAAGACUUCUGAAAAAGUAGCAGAGGCCGCGAGUUCGGGUGCCUGGACGGAAGGCAGCCUGCAAGGCGUCUCUGGAGAUCGAGAAGAAACAGGACCAGACGACUCAGCAGAUUCUUUCCUCGUCUUCAGCCAGCGACGUCGACGAAUAAAAACACAGAGAUGUGGAGACCUGUUCGUGGCGAGGCCUCUUAACAGCGCAACGGCUUUUGGGGACGCUGUCUGUUCUCCCUUCGCGCCUCUUCCGUCUCACCCGCCUCUCCUCUCCUUGUGCCAAAGAAAGGCAGUGUCUCCUUCUGCCUCUCUCGCGUCGGUCGCGGAUCCCCUGAGGAGUUCUUCCUCGCCGUCGAACUCCCGUCUCCCUUCGCCUUCUUCUGGGCGCUCGCGCGCGCCUGAGACAGAGAGGCCGCACUGGGCGGGGACAGUUGACCCUGUGGGGAGAGACGGCGCGACAGAGGAGCGCAGACGCGGAGCAGCGGUGGCGCAGGAGAACCGCGGUGUUCCGCAGCUGGACGACAGGGAGCAGGCAGAGAGCGACGCUGCGGAAGAAGCUGAGGGAGAGCAGAGAUGGACGCUCAGCCAGGCGACGUGGAGCCACCAAAAAACGCAGGGGCAGUGUACAUGCAUGCAAAGGAGCUUUCAGAGACGAGAGUUGGAGACGCAAAGGCGCUGGCGAAAACGUUCAAACCACGCAACAGGCGCGUCCUGGACACGAUUUUCUGAUCUCGCGUGCUGUACAGUAGGGGGCAUCUAUAUCUGGAUGCAGGCCACAGAGGGCCUCUCUCUCGCUGUUCUGUCGUUUCACUUCCACUGUUCUUCCUCUGACGACGAGCUCGAGGCUCAAGAGUCGGCUUCCAGAUCGGCGACGCCAGCGUGCUCUGCAAAGGGGGAAGACUGUGAAACCCAAUGGAAGGGUGCAAAGGCGAGGAAACGAACAAAGCCGGCUGUCAUGUCGUCCUCUCUGUCUUCUCUCCUCGACGUCGAAGGUCGCUGCGCCCUCCUUCUUCCCAUAGAACAAAAGCCACAGCCUCUCCUCAUUGCAGGCGUCCUCGCCCCACUGGGAGUUGUGGUGGCGUGCUCCCCGUCGCCCGUAUCUCUUCUGAGCUCGAGUUUUGCGGGGCCUUCUGUCUCAGUGGAGACGUCAGCAGCAGGCGAGACUCGAAUUUCAGCGCCGUCACUCGAUCUUCGUCUCCAACUCCAACCGACGCUGCACCCUCUUCUCACCCGUCUUUUGUCAGUCGCUGCGGAGUCUUCUCUCUCUCACCAAAAUCGCGAAUCACCUCUCCAGCAAGCUUCGCCUCCCUCCGUCUCUGCUGCUCCUUCUUCUCCCGGUUGCCCUCUCUCUUCUUCUCCUUGUUCUCUCUCUCCUUCCCCGUCUUGUUCUCUUCCUUCUUUUCUAAUGCAGCAGGCGUGUGCACCUGCGCCAGCCUUCUUCGCCUGCAGUGGGGGCACUGCGGCGUACGAAGCCGCUGCUGCACUGUUGUUCCAAAUUCGAGCGUCUCCCUUCUUCUCGCACCUCGUCGAACUCGCUCUCUACGAACUCGUGGACGCAUAUCUCCCCGUUUUUUCUCGCGAGUUGAGAGCCUGGACGCACGCCGAACGACUCAGGGGGCCCCCAGGAGCCUCCAACUCUAACGGCCCAGAAGGCCUCGAAGAAGCGGUUUCCUGUGCUGCGUCGCGCGAUCACGGUGUCCUCUCUCGCUUGCAGACGCGCAAGCAUGAGCAGCCUUGUAGAGACGCAGCAGACAACCGGAUGCAGGUUUCCACUGGGUUGCCGACGGCGGUGAGACUCGACUCCGCGCCUUUGCCUCGAACGGCAGAAGCUGGCGACGAAGCAGAGAGCGACAAAUGGAAGCUUGUGCACGCUUCUGCUCGCAGUCCAGAGUCGCCUUGGGAGUGUGCAAAGAGGCGAGACAAGAAACGGCCCGUUCUCCGCGUCGGGGGAGCCAGACCGGAGGCGUACGUCCUGAGCUUGCCGCAGACGCAGACAGACGCGUUUCCGUCGAGCGCGCGAAAGGAAGGAGACAGAGCAAGACAAAGAAAAGAAGAGACUGUGUCGCUUUCCGGAGAGAGAAAUCCAGGUGUGGAUGGAGCGACAGCAUCUCACACGAAGCCGGGGGAAAGCAGAAAAGGAGACAUGCGCUGUACCUCGGGACAGAGGUCACCAAGGGGCUCUCCGGGCGCGAACGCGAGAGUUUCGUCUGAGAACCGCGGCAAGGAAACGAGUCUUGAGGAGACAGAAGCAGUCGCGUCUCACAGGACGCUCGACGCAUUGAACGCCCAUCAAAGAGUGACAAACGAGGCGAGCUGGAAACGAGGGACAAGCGAGGAGAGACGGGCGCAGGUUUUCUUGUCUCUUGAUGAACUGUUGAUCUCUGUGGAUAGCGAGUUUGUGUCUUCGUUUUCGUCUACGCCUCUGUCGGGGCUCGAGCUUGUGGCGCAUACGCCUCAUCCGGCCUCAGACACCAGCGGCUGUUCGUAUGCCAGUUCGCGGACGAGAUACGUCGCUGCUCAGAAAGAGCUGACUUCCUUGCCGGGAGGUCAAGCUCUCUUCCUUUUUCUGCAGCUCCUUACGCGACAGCAUCCGUCGCUUCUAGCCAAGGUUGUGGCAUCUUGCGUGAGGAAGACAGAUCCUACGCGCGCCCCUCUGAUUUUGUUUCCUCUUCUCGGGCGCCCCCCCCAGAGCUUCUUCGAUGACGCGUUGAGGAGUCACCUGCUUCACACGGCUUCCCUUUAUCUGCUUCUGCUGCAGAACGUCGAAGGCUGCCUCGCCGUGAGGACGAAGCGCGGCCUCCCUCUGCUCCAAGCCGCCCUUCGCCUUGGGGUCUUGGGCCUCGCGAGGAAACUCGUGCGUUUCCUCCUCGCGGUCGUCGCGCCCAACGCGACAGAGAGAAGCGAGCGAGGGUCAAGCAGCGAGUGCCUCGCUGGGUUGACGGGACGUGCGAGAAAAAUGUGUGGCGCAGCCGAGCUGGAGACAGAGGCCUUCGACGACAGAGAGCUCGAGGGACAGGGAACUGCAUGCGAUGCAGAGGAAGCUGAGAUGCCUUGGAGCGGCCGUGACGGAGCCCCGAAGCUCUGGGCGCCUCCGAGGCACUGGCCCGGAGACAGGAGGCCGAGAGCGGAGACACACGUGAAGCGAGAAGACGAGACAGCAGGCGCCGCCGACCGGAGGGGUCUUGUCAAGUGUGGGGAAAGAGACGCAAAUCGAGGGAGACUUCCCGCGCGCGGGCGUUCUGGAAGCGACAGGAGGAAAGAGGCACAUGUCGGUUGCGCGGAAAACGAAGUCAACGAAGAAAAACAGGAAGUGAUCCGCAUCUACCGAGAGGUUGUUGACAGUGUCGGCGAUUCUCUGUGGGGCGCCCUCGCCCACCUUCAGUGGCUUCGCCUCUUCCAGUUGACUUCUGCAUUCGCGCUCGACCUCCCUGCUUGGCUUGUGCGCCUGCGGCCGCAGCUCUGUCGUCUCUUUUCUCUCGAGGGUCCUCCUCUGGGCUCCUCCUUCAGUCAUUCGAGCUCCUCUGUGGUUUCGUCGUCCAAGCACCCUUCUCCACCCCCGUCUCCUUUUUCUUCUGCUUCGUCUGCGGAGCUGGCUCGGGACUCGAAGCUGCAAGCGGUGCCCUUCGAGGCUGUCGUGCUCUCGCUGUCUCUACAGCUCGGCCUCCCUGGACCGCCGUUUUCUGUGUUUUCUCAGUCCCAGUGGGAGGCGCUUUUCUCCCAGGUUUCUGCUGCGGCGUCCGACACACCCACUCUCACCACACCCUGUCUGUCUUCUCAGGUGGACUCCAGCCUCGAACCGAGUAGGCUCGAGUCCCUGUGUUCGUCUGUCGACCCGCACAGUCCUCCAUGGUUGAGUCGCUCGCCUCCUGCCCAUUCGGCUGUCUCCGGUGUCUCUUCUGAUCGAAGUGACCAUGCGGCAAGUGUGGAAGAGAGUGGCGGGGAAGUCCGAAGCGGCGUUCGUCGUUACGUGACUCCUCUUUCGCCUCCGAGUUUCCGGGAGUUUUGGAUGCGAGACGACAUGAUUCUUCCGGAAUCUUCUGCGUCCAGCCAGUCGCCGACAGAACGAAGAACAGGACCCCUCAGUUCGACGCCUUCGAGCAUGCAGUUUGACAAAGCAGCUUCGCCUUCCUCACCGUGGCUUCUGCCGAGUCGCUUGGCCCCGCCGGCCUUCGUUGCCGGGAGCGAUGGCGAAGUCGCCCUGAGCGACGCAGUGGAGAAUUUGUGUCAAUUCUUUCUUCGCGUCUUCAUUUCAGCUGAUUUGCCGGUUCUUGCGCUGGCUCUUCUGGCUGCGGCCAGGGACGAAGCGGGGGUCAAGAGGAUCUUUGCUCUUGCUCCGUCGCUGCGGUGUCGUGUACAGAUGGAGAAAGAACGUCGAGGUCGAAGCGGAGAGGCAAAGCAGCGAGAAGAAAGUGAACGUCGUGCUUUGGAGGGAUUGGGAGAAAGCGACGAAGAGAACAACAGCAAACGCGAGAGGCGAAAGGACGAAGGCGGCUGGACGGGGAUGUCCCGCGCUUUGCUGGAGUGGUUGACUUCUCUGGCGCAAAAUGCUCGGUGAAGGUGUGGAAAGAGGAAGAGACAGUGGGAGAGAAUAGUUGAGAAAAAAUGAGAAAUUCAGUCUCACAGGAAGCAACAGAGAGUACAACGGAGGGAGCAGGCGAAGAGGCAAGGCGAGCGCAACGAGGAAGAAGGGGACGAAACGAGGAAGAAGGGGAAAGCAAAGAAGACUCGGUCUGGUCCGGGGCGGAAAGAACUGGCACUAAAUCCGAGACAGACCACAGGGCGAAGAACAGAGCGUUCUUCCUUCUGACCCAUGGCGAAUCUUUAUUUUCUCUUGUUUCCUCUUCUCCAUUUCUCGAUUGUGUUUACUUCUGCGAAUGCAAUUGAGAGCCUCUCUGUCGCUUUUGCGUGUGAGAUUUCUCCAAGUGACUCUCUUCGAAAACUGGUGGCUUGUGGUAAGACUCUGGGGCUGCGGUUUCAGGCGGCUGCCCUUUCCAAACGGCCAAGUGGGUGUACACCCUAAACCGCCAAAGUCGGGGAAUGCGUUCGUGUGUGGAUGCUUUUCCCUUGCCCAGUGAAGAAAUGCCGAAUCUUCAUCCCGGUUCUGAACGGAGUAGGUGUAAAUUCAACCAACUGCUUAAGCUGCCAAGCAGAGACGAGACAGAGAGCCGUGAACAACAAACGCCAGCAGUGAUCGAGCCGCGAAGCGCGGUGGCGGAAAGAGAGAGAGAAAGGAAGCAAGUGCUAAAGACC
This is a messenger RNA of Toxoplasma gondii ME49, 12154 nucleotides long. RefSeq names its product RIC1 protein. Lineage: Eukaryota; Apicomplexa; Conoidasida; Eucoccidiorida; Sarcocystidae. The record is from RefSeq and is a predicted model, not a curated record. Gene Ontology annotation, biological process: retrograde transport, endosome to Golgi; intracellular protein transport. Bases 90 to 11459 code for a protein of 3789 amino acids. Gene Ontology annotation, cellular component: Golgi membrane; cytosol; Ric1-Rgp1 guanyl-nucleotide exchange factor complex. The transcript has 5 exons.